Molecule: messenger RNA, 810 nt
Organism: Beauveria bassiana ARSEF 2860
Lineage: Eukaryota; Fungi; Ascomycota; Sordariomycetes; Hypocreales; Cordycipitaceae
Product: short chain dehydrogenase
Exons: 4
Coding region: 1-810 (269 amino acids)
Molecular function (GO): oxidoreductase activity, acting on the CH-OH group of donors, NAD or NADP as acceptor
Source: RefSeq, a predicted model, not a curated record
AUGGAGCCACUUCUCAAAGGCUACAAUGCUUUCAUUACCGGUGCCGCUUCAGGCAUCGGCAAGUCGACGGCCCUCCACUUUGCCCGCCACGGCGCCUCGGGCUUGGUCAUCACCGACGUCCGCCAAGAGGCCCUCGACGCGCUCGCGGCAACCCUCGCGCGGGAUUUUGCCGCGAGCGUCAAAGUCGUCCCCAUUGUGCUGGACGUGACCCGCGGCGCCGACGUCGCGGCGGCGGUCGCGCAGGCGGUCGAAGCGCUGGGACGGCUCGACGUGGCCGUCAACAAUGCCGGCGUCGCGGGCGCGACGAGCCUGACGCACGAGCUGCCCGAGGAGGCGUGGCGCAAGACGCUGGCGGUGGACCUCGACGGCGUGUUUCUCUGCCAAAAGGAGGAGCUGGCCGUCAUGAUGAAGCAAGAAGAUUUGGGCCCUCGAAGGGGUCGCGGCGUCAUUAUCAACACGGCGUCGCUGUAUGGCCUGCGCGGACCGCCGGCUCCCAUGUUCCAGUCUGCGUAUACGGCCGCCAAGCACGCCGUCGUCGGUCUCACAAAGGCGGACGGCUUACACUACGCCCCGCACGGCAUCCGCAUCAACGCCGUGUGCCCGGGCUACGUCGACACGCCGCUCCUCGUCGACGCCAUUGAGCGCGACAAGUUGGACAGCUUCCUGCGCCACGCCGCAAGGGUGCCCGUGCCGCGUCUUAUAGAGACAGACGAAAUUGCCGACGGCAUCGUGUUUCUGGCGAGCCCGAUGAGCAGCGCCAUGCAGGCGUCGACGCUGGUGCUGGACCUGGGCCUUAAUAGCAGUAGCUAG